This is a messenger RNA of Tachysurus vachellii, 3443 nucleotides long. RefSeq names its product thyroid hormone receptor interactor 6 (gene trip6). The transcript is spliced from 11 exons. NCBI's taxonomy places the organism in Eukaryota, Metazoa, Chordata, Actinopteri, Siluriformes, Bagridae. Gene Ontology annotation, cellular component: focal adhesion; stress fiber. The record is from RefSeq and is a predicted model, not a curated record. Gene Ontology annotation, biological process: cell-cell adhesion. Bases 226 to 1953 code for a protein of 575 amino acids.
CACGCGCGCCCCUCAGCGAACUGACGUCACGGGUUUAGAAUGUCGACACGGGCCCCGAAUUCACGGGAAAGCGUCUCACCGGGAUGAAGUCGGUGCUAAAACCGAAAAACUCCUAAACUUUACGAACGCAACACGUCGAAUGCAUGGCGAAAUGAGAGUCGACUCAGUCCGGCUGUAGACGUGGUGGAAUAGAGCCAGCACUUUGAGGAGGAGUGGAAGCCUGUUAUGUCCAGUCCUACCUGGCUGCCUCCGAGAACUCUGAGUAGCCCUGAGAGACCUACAGCACAGAUGGCACACUCUGGACCUACUUUCUACAGACCACCCAAAAAAGGUCCACCUGACCAGAGAGCUAAAUACGGUGUGUAUGAUCAAAAUGGAGCAGCAGGAGGAAACGGUGUACCCUCGAGGUACAUUGCCACUGGACCCUCAGGUGGAAGCAUGCAUCAUCAGCUCCAAGAUGGUUAUUCAGGGCCAUCAUCCUAUCCAGAGCACUAUUAUCCUUCAGGGCAUGGACCAAAAGACGACCAUCUCUUCUGGAGCGCUCACAUGACUAGCUAUGAUCACCAUACACGUGGGCCUGAUAAACACCUCACUAAUAUUGAUGCAGAGAUAGAUUCUCUCACAUGCAUGCUGGCUGACAUGGACAGCCAUCCUCAGAACACAAGCACACAGAUAUACGACAAUGUGCCUUACAACAAGCAUCUCCACAGCGAGCGCUACAAACCAUCCAACCAGACAAGUGCUCUGUCCCAGACUAGACCAUCCAUAGGUUACCCCCCUCAUCCCUCAAGCCAGCACCAUCCUUCUCCACCUUAUGCAUCCACUCCAAAGCCUGAAUACGCUUAUCCGUCUCCAUCAUCCUCCACCCACAAACCAUACCCCCAGCCAGUGCCAGCCUCCUACACCACUGCUUCUACGCCGAGUGGGCCUCGCUUUACCGUGCAGGUCAAAACUGCCCAGCCUGUCACUUAUUCUCAAAGUGGGAGACAGGCAGAGCAGGCCUACACACCGCCGCCUCCUCGACAACACGCUACUUGCCCCACCCCACAGGAUCGUCCACAUUACUCAGAGGUCCCAGGGCAAGCACAGGGCUGGUACCCACCACCGCCUCCUCCAGCCCAGCAGGCCUAUGGUGACCCGGCAGCAUAUAAGGCAGGCUCCAGUGGUGUUCAGCUGCCAAGCAGAGGACAAGGAUCAUCAGGAAAGAAGGGACAAGAGCAAAGCUAUCAGGUUAGUAAGCUGUCCAUGUCCUACUACCAGGGAACUGCGCCAAGGCCAGAAGAGGAGUUGGAUCGUCUGACUAAGAAGUUGGUGUAUGACAUGAAUCAUCCUCCCACAGAGGAAUACUUCGGCCGAUGUGCCAGGUGUGGAGACAACGUGCUUGGUGAUGGGAGUGGCUGUAUUGCUAUGGAGCAGGUGUUCCAUGUGGAGUGUUUCACAUGCAUCACUUGCCAUGCCCAACUCAGAGGCAAGCCUUUCUAUGCACUGGACAAAAAGAGCUACUGUGAGAGCUGUUACAUUAGCACAUUGGAGCGCUGCUCGAAGUGUUCAAAACCGAUCCUAGACCGGAUCUUGCGAGCAAUGGGGAAGGCGUAUCACCCACGCUGCUUCACCUGCGUAGUCUGCGGCUGCUGCCUCGAUGGCGUCCCCUUUACUGUGGACGCCACUUCACAGAUUCACUGCAUUGAAGACUUCCACCGGAAGUUUGCCCCAAGAUGCUCUGUGUGUGGGGAACCCAUAAUGCCUGAGCCGGGUCAGGAGGAGACGGUGAGAAUUGUGGCUUUGGAUCGCAGUUUCCAUGUCAACUGCUACAUUUGUGAGGAGUGUGGUUUGCUGCUCUCUUCUGAAGGAGAGGGUCGAGGGUGCUACCCUCUGGACGGUCACAUUUUGUGCAAGAGCUGCAGUGCCAGAAGAAUCCAGGAUCUCUCUGCCAAAAUCUCCACUGACUGCUAACAACAACCUUUUGUUCUCUUUCUCUGCUUUUGGCUUUAUGCUUUUUUAUUUUGGACCUUUUAAGGGAUAUUCAGAAAAAUGCUCCUAGUGGGGCUAAACUAUUUAGCCCCUUCUUUUUGUUUCCCCCAUUAUAUUAGCAGGCAAUUAGACAAUGAAAUACAUUCACAUACACUAUAGCUCAUUCUACAUACUCAGGGUUUAUAGUUAAACAGAGCCGUGAAAUAUGAAUGAAGUCUUUUUUGCAUAGGCCACUUUAAGAGGGCAAGAAAUAUUCUUCACUUUAAUGAACACGAUGUUGCGUUUUCCUGCAGUGAUGACUAUUAAUUGUGAGUAGCCUCUGUGUGCAUGUGUACAAGUUUGCUGAUUUCUCUAAACAGGUGAAAGGGCAUGAUCAGGGUUUUUUUUCUUUCAACUUUACUUUAUAGUUGUGGCACUGAGAUUCUGUACUGUAGGCAACAUAAUUGUAUUUGAUUAUGCUAACUAAUCAAAAUUAAAAUAACCCACCAAAAAUCAUAAGGGUAAUGAGUAGAACUUCACUAAAAUUCACUUAUUCACGUCCUCUAGUCCCUAGAUCUCUUUUUGUUGAUCAUCUUUCCUACAAACAGGAAGAUGCUUAACUUAACUACACAUUUAAAAUGAAUUCCACACCUUCUGCUGGUCUCUGUAGGAAAUGUUGGACAUCACUAGUAGAUCAACAUAAAUAGAUCAAUUAACAUUAGAACUGUUUACUGUUAUUGAAGAACAUCAACAUGCUGGUUUGUUCCUGAGAAUGAAGACCAAUGUGUGUUUAAUGUAGAUCUAUACCACAAUAGGCUCUUUGUCGAGAGACUUUUUUUUCCUCCCUCUGCCUACCCCUCUGCUCCUCCCUAACCACAUCAGUUUAGCAUGAUGUCACAGUGUUUAAGCCUGAAUAAAUGAAGGAUCUGUAAUGGGAUAUUUUUGUAAGAUUCAGAUGUUGAGCUUUAUGAAUGGAUAACCUUACUGUAUGCAGUAUCCCAUGCAGUGUGAUGUGAAUAUGAAAUUGGUACAUUAGUAGUAAAGUUGCUGUAAAGGGAUUGAGAUUUGUAGGUAAAGUGUGUAGUGAGACGAAAGAUAUAAAAUGAAACAAAUGAGAUGUGGUCUGUAGCUUAGUGCCUCUUUAAAAAAGUUGCCACAUGCAGCCCUUAGGGAAGAUAGUGUUAUCAUUCUAGAUCAAAAUCAUUUUGGAUUUAAAGAAAACUUACUUCUAAUGGGUGUGUUCAUUUUUAGAAGCACCUAAAUCAACAAAGAGCACCUUGCUACCUUCAGGUAAAUGAGCUUUAGGCCUUUUUUUGUCUACUUUGAAUGCUGCAGUUUUUUUUCUCUUUUUUUCUUUUUAAUUUUGUUAUUGACAAGCUUUUAUCUUUUGCCAACAGUUGUUAGUAAAAUGCCCACUUUAUUGUUUGAGUUGUCAUUUUUCCCUUUCUACUGGUUAAAAUAAAUUGAUGGACUUUUGUAUUCUUACAGUGAAA